AUGUUAGGAAUUGGAUUCCAAGGCAAUGACAACAGAUACCUUUCUGAUGUGGCAGAAGUAGUAUCUGCACACGGGCUCGUGUCUAUUACAAUCGAUGGCCAUGGUGUACGCGACCCACCAGGACCUACCGGCUUGCCCUAUGUCGGAAAUUACUUCGAAGUUUACCCGGAUCAUCUUGGCAACCAUCAACGGCUUUUCGAGCAAUUCGGACGAUUUAUCAAAACGACGAACAUGGGGCGAACCAUCUACCAUACCAACGAUCCGGAAAUCUCCGCAAUUGUGUUUACCGAGUCUGAUUUCUUUACCAAGAAGAUCAAUGAAGCGCAUCCACUUGCUGCCCUCAAGCAGCCAGAGGCUGGUGUUUUCCUCGGGGAUACUGAUACGCCUGAGUGGAAGGUUGCUCAUAAAUUCCUGCCACCUGCCUUGGGGCCGAAAGCCGUUCGCCACUAUGCUCCAACAAUGCAAAAGACUGUUGAAGAUGCCUUUCAAGUCUUCGAUGCCUUCGAUGAACAGGAUGAAUCUUGGAAUGUUUACCAUUACAUGCUAAAGCUUGGCUCACAAGCUGUGGGAAAAUUGACCCUGGGACUGGAUUUUCAGCAUUUCGAAGCCACGGAUGCUCCUUUGCACGAGAUGGUCCACUCUAUCGCCGAAAUCCUGACCCUCAACAAAAAGGUCACCUCUAAAGGGGACUGGUAUGGGCGUUUGCCGUUUGGUGACCCCCAAAGACUGCGGCGCAUUAAAGCUCGCGUAGAGGCCAUGGUGGAGCAAUCGAUUGAGCAGGCUACACGCGGUGGUGUUGCAGACCUUCCCCUCCAAGAUGCUGCACUAAAAGCCUCGAAUAUGGUUGAUUAUGCAAUCCGUGCCACUGAUAAUAAGGGAGAAAAAUUGCCGAAGUCUAGUCUGGUGUGGGCACUCGUGGUUGCGACUGGGGCGGGUUUCACAACGACCAGCUCCCUUCUCUCAUGGUUGAUCUAUGGCCUUGUUACCUAUCCGGGCAUGCAGGAAAAGCUGCUGCAAGAGCUGAUCGACAACGAUAUCGACGACAACACAGAAAUCACCGCUGAUGUCACUGAUCGUCUGGAUUUUCUCGAUAAAUACAUCAAGGAAACGCAGCGUCGGCACAAUCCUUCAUUUCAGCCUGGUCGAACGGCCAAAAUCGACAUGAUCCUCCCAGGUGGUUACAGGUUGCCAAAAGACGCUGUGGUCAUCCCUGCUUUGCAUCAUAUCCAUAACAACCCUGCACUUUGGGAUAAUCCCCAGAGAUUCAAUCCCGAUAGAUGGGACACCGAUGAAGUGAAGUUCAGACACAAAGCUGCAUACAUCCCAUUUGCAACUGGGCAACGGAUGUGCAUUGGCUUCAAUUUUGCUUUGCAAGAGAUCAAGGUUUUCCUUCCCAAACUCAUUUAUCGAUACAAAUUCAGCCGCGAAGGGGACGGACCUAUUGAGUACGAUCCGAUGUUCCAGCUCAUUCGACCGAACAAUCUUUAUGUUCGGGCUGAGAGGCGAGUCAAAUGGCCUCCAAAGACGGAGAAGUAUGAGGCCACGGAGUGA
Molecule: messenger RNA, 1551 nt
Organism: Penicillium argentinense
Lineage: Eukaryota; Fungi; Ascomycota; Eurotiomycetes; Eurotiales; Aspergillaceae
Product: cytochrome P450
Exons: 2
Coding region: 1-1551 (516 amino acids)
Molecular function (GO): monooxygenase activity; heme binding; oxidoreductase activity, acting on paired donors, with incorporation or reduction of molecular oxygen
Source: RefSeq, a predicted model, not a curated record